GCUUUGUGUUGUAGCAGGGAGGCCAGGCAGCAGACUCCUGGACAGCCAGUAGAGGCCCUGGGGCGAGGAAGCAGCUGGGCUGGGAUUGGGGGUGUGCUGGUCCUUGGUCCAGCCUCUGGCCUUGAUUCUCCAGACCUCUGUCCCAGGGCUCCUGGUGGCAGUGCCGCUCUGGGGUGGCAUUCCUACCCCUGCACUCCCUCCCCCAGUUUGUGAUUGUUCUCUGCCUGCCAUUCCCCUGCCAUUCCCCUUCUGCCAGCUCAGGCACAGGCUGUCUGAGGCCUGGGCCUUCCCUGUGGUUGCUCUCCUCAGCUCCUAAACGGGUGUCCAGGGUCUCCCACCCUGCCUUUCUGAGCAUCUGCCCCCUUAGGCGUGGCUCCUCUCCAGCAGGGGCAAGGGUGAUUGAUGGCCCCCAAGCCUGUCCACACUGGCUGCUCACUCAGGCGCCCUGCUGCAGGGCCCUUCUCCCUCCCAGCCACAGUCUCCAUCUGGGACUCUGGUGUGGUUGCGGGCGAGUGGCCCUGGGCCUCUGUGGCAAGCAGAGGGCAGGUGGCUUACACCGAGGCCUCUGACUCCGUGUGCUGUCUCUCUAGGCCUGUCCCCGGGGCAGCUGCUGGCCAUGCUGGCUGUCUGCCCCCUCCUUCUGCUAUUCCUCACUGUGGGGGCAGCCCUGGGCAGCGGCAGGCCCUUCCGUGCCUUCGUGGUGACGGACACCACACUCACGCACCUGGCUGUGCACCGAGUAACUGGGGAGGUGUUUGUGGGUGCAGUGAACCGAGUCUUCAAGUUGGCCCCCAAUCUGACUGAGUUGCGGGCCCAUGUCACGGGUCCUGUUGAGGAUAAUGCCCGCUGCUACCCACCCCCCAGCAUGCGUGUAUGUGCCCACCGCCUGGCACCAGUGGACAACGUCAACAAGCUGCUGCUUAUAGACUAUGCAGCUCGCCGGCUGGUAGCUUGUGGCAGCAUCUGGCAGGGCAUCUGCCAGUUCUUGCGUUUGGACGACCUCUUCAAGCUGGGCGAGCCCCACCACCGCAAGGAGCACUACCUGUCGGGGGUCAAGGAGCCUGACUCCAUGGCUGGUGUCAUUGUGGAGCAGGGUCAAGGGCCCAGCAAGCUGUUCGUGGGCACUGCGGUCGACGGCAAGUCGGAGUACUUCCCCACCCUGAGCUCCCGCAAGCUCAUUGGUGAUGAGGACAGCGCUGACAUGUUCAGUCUGGUGUACCAGGAUGAGUUUGUCUCCUCUCAGAUCAAGAUCCCAUCCGACACACUGUCCUUGUACACUGCCUUUGACAUCUACUACGUCUACGGCUUUGUGAGCGCCUCCUUCGUGUACUUCCUGACACUGCAGCUGGACACCCAGCAGACGCUGCUGGACACUGCAGGCGAGAAGUUCUUCACAUCCAAGAUCGUGCGCAUGUGUGCGGGGGACUCGGAGUUCUACUCAUAUGUGGAGUUCCCCAUCGGCUGCUCCUGGCGUGGUGUGGAGUACCGCUUGGUGCAGAGUGCCCACCUGGCUAAGCCUGGCCUGCUGCUGGCUCAGGCCCUGGGUGUUCCAGCUGACGAGGACAUCUUGUUCACCGUCUUCUCCCAAGGCCAGAAGAACAGGGCCAGCCCACCCCGGCAGACCAUUCUCUGCCUCUUCACCCUCAGCAACAUCAACGCCCACAUCCGGCGCCGCAUCCAGUCCUGCUACCGUGGGGAGGGCACACUGGCCCUGCCCUGGCUGCUGAACAAGGAGCUGCCCUGCAUCAACACCCCCAUGCAGAUCAACGGGAACUUCUGCGGGCUGGUAUUGAACCAGCCGCUGGGCGGCCUGCAUGUGAUUGAGGGGCUGCCCCUGCUGGCCGACAACACCGACGGCAUGGCCAGCGUGGCUGCCUACACCUACCACCAGCACUCUGUGGUCUUCAUUGGCACACGCAGCGGUAGUCUGAAGAAGGUGCGGGUUGACAGCUCCCUGGAGGCCCACCUGUAUGAGACGGUCCCUGUGGUGGAUGGCAGCCCCAUACUGCGGGACUUGCUCUUCAGCCCUGACCACCGGCACAUCUACCUCCUGAGUGAGAAGCAGGUGAGCCAGCUUCCAGUGGAGACUUGUGAGCAGUACCUGAGCUGUGCGGCCUGCCUGGGCUCUGGUGACCCCCACUGUGGCUGGUGUGUGCUGCAGCACAGGUGUUGCCGUAAAGGGGCCUGUCCAGGUGCUUCUGCCCUACAUGGCUUGGCAGAGGAGCUGAGCAAGUGUGUCCAGGUGCGGGUCCGGCCCAACAACGUGUCAGUGACAUCGCCUGGGGUGCAGCUGACGGUAGCCAUGCGCAACGUGCCCGACCUCAGUGCUGGCGUGAGCUGUGCCUUUGAGGAAGUGACAGAGAGCAAUGCCGUCCUGCUGCCUACUGGCGAGCUACACUGCCCCUCCCCCUCGCUCCAGGCGCUCCAGGCUCUGACCAGGGGCUACGCAGGCGCCACCCGCACCGUGAGGUUACAGCUGCUCUCCAAGGAGACUGGAGUGAAAUUCGCUGGGGCUGACUUUGUCUUCUACAACUGCAGUGUCCUCCAGUCGUGCAUCACCUGUGUUGGGAGCCCUUACCCCUGCCACUGGUGUAAGUACCGCCACGUGUGUACCAGCCAGCCCCACAAGUGCUCCUUCCAGGAGGGCAGGGUCCACAGUUCUGAGGGCUGCCCUGAGAUCCUGCCCAGCGGGGACCUCCUGAUCCCCGUGGGAGUCCUACAGCCUCUUACCCUAAGGGCCAAGAACCUGCCACAGCCCCAGUCGGGCCAGAAGAACUAUGAGUGCGUGGUCCGGGUGCAGGGGCGGCAGCAGCGGGUGCCUGCUGUUCGCUUCAACAGCAGCAGCUUGCAGUGCCAGAAUGCUUCGUACUCCUAUGAGGGCGAUGAGUAUGGCGAGGCUGAACUGGACUUCUCCGUGGUCUGGGAUGGAGAGUUCUCUAUCGACAAGCCUCCUGGCUUCCGAGCCGUCCUGUACAAGUGCUGGGCCCAGCGGCCCAGCUGUGGCCUCUGCCUCAAAGCUGAUCCCCGCUUCAACUGUGGCUGGUGUGUGUCGGAGCACAGGUGCCAGUUGCGGGCUCACUGUCCUGCCCCCAAGACCAACUGGAUGCACCCGAGCCAAAGGGGCACCCGUUGCAGCCACCCCCGCAUCACCCAGAUCCACCCACUCAUCGGGCCCAAGGAGGGCGGCACCCGGGUCACUAUCAUGGGUGAGAACCUGGGCUUGGCCUCCCGAGAGCUGGGGCUGCGGGUGGCUGGUGUGCGUUGCAACUCCAUCCCCGCUGAGUACGUCAGUGCUGAGAGGAUUGUGUGUGAGAUGGAGGAGUCACUGGUGCCCAGCCCGCAGCCAGGGCCUGCAGAGCUCUGCGUGGGUGACUGUUCUGCAGACUUCCGCACACAGUCGGAGCAGCUCUACAGCUUUGUGACCCCGACAUUUGACCGUGUGAGUCCUAGUCGGGGUCCAGCUUCAGGAGGCACGAGGCUCACCAUCUCUGGCAGCUCUCUGGAUGCUGGCAGUAGAGUCACAGUGACCGUGAGAGAUGGCGAGUGCCAAUUUGUGAGGAGAGAUGCUAAGGCCAUCGUGUGUAUCUCGCCCUUCUCCACCUUGGGCCCCAGCCAGGCCCCUAUCACCCUCACCAUCGACCGUGCCAACAUCUCCAGUCCUGGAGUCAUCUAUACCUACACUCAGGACCCUACUGUCACUCGUCUGGAUCCAACUUGGAGCAUCGUCAAUGGAAGCACUGCCAUCACUGUGAGUGGGACCCACCUGCUGACAGUCCAGGAGCCCCGGGUCCGGGCCAAGUACCGUGGCAUCGAAACCACCAAUACGUGCCAGGUGAUCAACGACACUGCCAUGCUGUGCAAGGCUCCUGGCAUUUUUCUGGGGCGGCCCCAACCACGGGCCCAAGGCGAGCAUCCCGAUGAGUUUGGCUUCCUCCUGGACCACGUGCAGACAGCCCGCUCCCUCAACCGCUCCUCCUUCACCUACUACCCCGACCCCAGCUUCGAGCCGCUCGGGCCCUCUGGGGUCCUGGAUGUCAAACCUGGCUCCCACGUGGUGCUGAAGGGCAAGAACCUAAUUCCUGCAGCAGCCGGCAGCGUGCUGGUGGGUGGCCUGGAGUUCUGGCUGGGCACUCUGCACAUCACAGCUGAGCGGGCACUGACCCUGCCAGCCAUGGUGGGGUUGGCAGCAGGUGGCGGGCUCUUGCUACUCGCCAUCGCUGCGGUACUGGUUGCCUACAAACGCAAGACUCGGGAUGCGGAUCGCACGCUCAAGCGGCUGCAGCUGCAGAUGGAUAACCUGGAGUCCCGUGUGGCCCUAGAGUGCAAGGAAGCUUUUGCGGAGCUGCAGACAGACAUCAACGAGCUGACGAACCACAUGGAUGGCGUGCAAAUCCCUUUCCUGGACUACCGGACCUACGCCGUGCGCGUGCUCUUCCCGGGCAUCGAGGCACACCCAGUGCUGAAGGAGCUGGAUACACCCCCCAAUGUGGAGAAGGCCCUGCGUCUCUUCGGGCAGCUGCUGCAUAGCCGCGCCUUCGUGCUCACCUUCAUCCACACACUGGAAGCCCAGAGCAGCUUCUCCAUGCGUGACCGUGGCACAGUGGCCUCGCUCACCAUGGUGGCCCUGCAGAGCCGGCUUGACUAUGCCACGGGGCUGCUCAAGCAGCUGCUGGCAGACCUCAUAGAGAAAAACCUAGAGAGCAAGAACCACCCAAAGCUGCUGCUGCGCAGGACUGAGUCAGUGGCUGAGAAGAUGCUCACCAACUGGUUCACGUUCCUGCUGCAUAAGUUUCUGAAGGAGUGCGCUGGGGAGCCACUGUUCCUGCUCUACUGUGCCAUCAAGCAGCAGAUGGAGAAAGGCCCAAUCGAUGCCAUCACUGGUGAGGCCCGCUAUUCUCUGAGCGAGGACAAACUCAUCCGGCAGCAGAUCGACUACAAGACGCUGACCCUGCACUGUGUGUGCCCAGAGAGCGACGGCAGCGCCCAGGUCCCAGUGAAGGUUCUCAACUGUGACAGCAUCACUCAGGCCAAAGACAAGUUGCUGGACACAGUGUACAAGGGCAUCCCAUACUCCCAGCGCCCCAGAGCUGAGGACAUGGACCUGGAAUGGCGCCAGGGUCGCAUGGCCCGCAUCAUCCUUCAGGAUGAGGAUGUCACUACCAAAAUCGAGUGUGACUGGAAGAGGGUCAACUCACUGGCCCACUAUCAGGUGACAGAUGGUUCCUUGGUAGCACUGGUGCCCAAACAAGUGUCUGCCUAUAACAUGGCCAACUCCUUCACCUUCACACGCUCACUCAGCCGCUACGAGAGCUUGCUUCGCACAGCCAGCAGCCCUGAUAGCCUCCGCUCGCGGGCCCCCAUGAUCACCCCUGACCAGGAGACAGGCACCAAGCUGUGGCACCUGGUGAAGAACCACGACCAUGCCGACCACCGAGAGGGGGACCGUGGCAGUAAGAUGGUCUCAGAGAUAUACCUGACACGGCUGCUAGCCACCAAGGGCACGUUACAGAAGUUUGUGGAUGACCUCUUUGAAACUGUGUUUAGCACGGCCCACCGGGGCUCAGCCCUGCCCUUGGCCAUCAAGUACAUGUUCGACUUCCUGGACGAGCAGGCUGAUCAGCGGCAGAUCAGCGACCCUGACGUGCGCCAUACCUGGAAGAGCAACUGCCUGCCCCUGCGCUUCUGGGUGAAUGUGAUCAAGAACCCACAGUUCGUGUUUGACAUCCACAAGAGCAGCAUCACGGAUGCCUGCCUGUCAGUGGUGGCCCAGACCUUUAUGGACUCCUGCUCCACGUCUGAGCAUCGCCUGGGCAAGGACUCGCCCUCCAACAAGCUGCUCUACGCUAAGGACAUCCCCAACUACAAGGGCUGGGUGGAGAGGUACUAUCGAGACAUUGCCAAGAUGGCAUCCAUCAGCGACCAGGACAUGGAUGCCUACCUGGUGGAGCAGUCCCGCCUCCAUGCCAGUGACUUCAAUGUCCUCAGUGCACUCAGCGAGCUCUACUUCUAUGUCACCAAGUACCGCCAGGAGAUUCUUACCGCUCUGGACCGAGAUGCCUCCUGUCGGAAGCAUAGGCUGCGCCAGAAGCUGGAGCAGAUCAUCAGCCUCGUGUCCAGCAACAGCUAAGGGUGGUGGAGUCGGUGAGGAGGGGCCUCCUCAGUUCUGAGCCGUCCUCCAGGCAAGGGGAGUGGCUGGGUGUUGCAACAGGGGC
Tupaia belangeri chinensis (Chinese tree shrew) is the source of this 6212-nucleotide messenger RNA. It is a transcript of the gene PLXNA3, whose product is annotated as plexin A3. Gene Ontology annotation, biological process: semaphorin-plexin signaling pathway; regulation of cell migration. Gene Ontology annotation, cellular component: plasma membrane; semaphorin receptor complex. The record is from RefSeq and is a predicted model, not a curated record. Gene Ontology annotation, molecular function: protein binding; semaphorin receptor activity. NCBI's taxonomy places the organism in Eukaryota, Metazoa, Chordata, Mammalia, Scandentia, Tupaiidae.